CUGGGGUUUGCGCACAGCUGCCACUCAUGCUGAGCGAGACUCCGCACCCGCUAGGCGAGCGUUGGGGUGCAAGGAUUGGGGAAGGAGGGGGAAAGGGAACAGGCCAUGCGAUUCCUGUUGCGCGGCUACGCAUGACGAGUUCUUGUGAACGAUGGGAAUGGCAACUAUCAGAGCUAAGGGGGAGAAAAAGAGCUGGAGUGAGCAAAACAAAGAGCGAGUGUGGGCCGCGGUGACUUCAUGCCUCACCAAUGUCCCGCCCACGCUGCUUCGAGCUGUUGCUGCUGCUGCCGCCGGAGCCUCCGCCGCGCCUGCGGGCGGCCGGGGCGAGGCGCUCGGUAGCGUGGGGCGGUUUCCUAGCAACUCGCGGCCCCGAGCGCGCGUAGCUAUGUGCACAUCGGGAGCCACCCCCGUGGGCCGGGGCAGGACCACUCCUCCCCCGCCCCUCGCCAGCCUCGUCUCCCUCGCAUCCUCGCCGGGUGCACCCCAGAGCGCGCCAGCUGCCCGGGCUCUGGACGGCGGGACGCCUGAGCCGCACACUGGGGCCAAAAGGCGAGGGCACGAAGCUCCCGCCCCGCGAGGCCGGGCUCCUGCACCCCCGCAGAACCUCCCCUCCUGCGCUCGCGGCGGUGCGCUCCACCCCCGGCCAAGCAGGGAGCUGCGAUGCCUCGCUCUGUGUCCGCGGGCGCCGGCGGGGGCUUCUAAGGCGCUCCCGGAGCCGCCUCCCCCGGCCGCUGGCACCCGGAGCUUCCUCCCUCGCCAGCCAGGACGCUGCCGCUUCGAUUUUGCCCGCUGCUCGGCUGACGAGGUUGCAAAGCUGCAACUAAGUGGAGUUGGCCUCCCUGCCCACCUGUGGAAGAAGCUCGCGCUGAUUGAUGCGCCAUCGACUUUUUUCCCCUUCGGCCUCGCCGGCGUCCCCUCCCACAGAUGCAGCAUCACCCAGUGAAUGUACAUUAGGCUGGUUUUUCCCCCCAGCUUCAGGCUUUGUUUGGGUUUGAUUGUGUUUGGUUCUUCGCUAAGCUGAUUUAUGCAGCAGAAGCCCCAUCGGCUGGAGAGAAACAAAAGCUCUUUUCUUUGUCCCAGAGCGGGCUGCAGAGCCUUCGCUCGCGUCGCCGCCCCGGGCCAUUGGCCGUCGGAGGAGGUGCUUCGCGCGGAGAUCGCGGGACCCGCCGUGCUGAGCUGGGAGGGCCGCGGGGGCCCUGACAUGCCGAGCGGUGCCCGGGCCAGCGUACCUGCACCGCUUGCUUCGAGCCGCGGGGUCCGCCUGCCGGGCCUGCGGGAAACGUCCUAGCGACACUUGGCCCGCGUGCCCCGAGGUGCGCCCGGGAGGCGCAAGCGCGCAUCCGGAGAGCAGCCAGGCAGCGGGCGCGGUGCUGGCUGCUUUGCAUUAUGUGCCGCCCGGCCCUGGCUUUUUUUACUGCCGCAUUUGUCUGCCUGCAAAACUGCCGGCCAGGUCCUGCCCCAUUCCUCCGGGCGGCCUGGGUGUUUUCAGUUGCUCUUGGACUGGGCCAAAGUGAAGACAAUAGAUGUACAUCUUCGAAUGCAGCGUCCUGCACCAAGUGCCUUGCACUGGGUCCGGAAUGUGGAUGGUGUGCUCAAGAGGAUUUCAUUUCAGGUGGAUCAAGGAGUGAACGUUGUGAUAGUGUUUCCAAUUUGAUAAGCAAGGGCUGCUCAGUUGAUUCAAUAGAAUACCCAUCUGUGCAUGUAAUACCAAGUGAAAAUGAAAUUAAUACCCAGGUGACACCAGGAGACGUGUUGAUCCAGCUGCGUCCAGGAGCUGAAGCUAAUUUUAUGCUGAAAAUUCAUCCUCUGAAGAAAUAUCCUGUGGAUCUUUAUUAUCUGGUCGAUGUCUCAGCAUCAAUGCACAAUAAUAUUGAAAAAUUAAAUUCCGUUGGAAAUGAUUUAUCUAGAAAAAUGGCAUUUUUCUCCCGUGACUUUCGCCUUGGAUUUGGCUCAUAUGUUGAUAAAACAGUUUCACCGUACAUUAGCAUCCACCCGGAAAGGAUUCAUAAUCAAUGCAGUGACUACAAUUUAGACUGUAUGCCUCCCCAUGGAUACAUCCAUGUGCUGUCUUUGACGGAGAACAUCACUGAGUUUGAAAAAGCAGUACACAGACAGAAGAUCUCUGGAAAUAUAGAUACACCUGAAGGAGGUUUUGAUGCCAUGCUUCAGGCAGCUGUCUGUGAGAGUCAUAUUGGAUGGCGAAAAGAAGCUAAAAGAUUGCUGCUGGUGAUGACAGAUCAGACAUCUCAUCUUGCUCUUGAUAGCAAAUUGGCAGGCAUAGUGGUGCCAAAUGACGGCAACUGCCACCUGAAAAACAACGUCUACGUCCGAUCAACAAGCAUGGAACAUCCCUCACUAGGCCAACUUUCAGAAAAGUUAAUAGACAACAACAUUAAUGUCAUCUUUGCAGUUCAAGGAAAACAGUUUCAUUGGUAUAAGGACCUUCUACCCCUCUUGCCUGGCACCAUUGCUGGUGAAAUAGAAUCAAAGGCUGCGAACCUCAAUAAUUUGGUAGUAGAAGCCUAUCAGAAACUCAUUUCAGAAGUGAAAGUUCAGGUGGAAAACCAGGUAAAAGACGUCUAUUUUAACAUUACUGCCAUCUGUCCAGAUGGGACCAGACAGCCAGGCACAGAUGGAUGCAGAAAUGUGACAAGCAAUGAUGAGGUUCUUUUCAAUGUAACAGUUACAAUGAAAAAAUGUGAUGUCACAGGAGGAAAAAGCUAUGCAAUAAUCAAACCUAUUGGUUUCAAUGAAACCACUAAAAUUCAUAUACACAAAAACUGCAGCUGUCAGUGUGAUGACAGCAGAGGACCUAAAAGAAAAUGCGUAGAUGAAACUUUUCUAGAUGCCAAGUGUUUCCAGUGCGAUGAAAAUAAAUGCCAUUUUGAUGAAGAUCAAUUUCCUUCUGAGAGUUGCAAGUCACACAAGGAUCAACCUGUUUGCAGUGGUCGAGGAGUUUGUAUUUGUGGGAAAUGUUUAUGUCACAAAAUUAAGCUUGGAAAAGUAUAUGGAAAAUACUGUGAAAAGGAUGACUUUUCUUGUCCAUAUCACCAUGGAAAUCUGUGUGCUGGGCAUGGAGAGUGUGAAGCAGGCAGAUGCCAGUGCUUCAGUGGCUGGGAAGGGGAUCGGUGCCAGUGCCCAUCAGCAUCAGCCCAACACUGUGUCAACCCAAAGGGCCAAGUGUGUAGUGGAAGAGGCACAUGUGUAUGUGGCAGGUGUGAGUGCACCGAUCCCAGGAGCAUUGGCCGCUUCUGUGAACACUGCCCCACAUGUCACACAGCCUGCAGUGAAAACUGGAAUUGUGUGCAAUGCCUUCACCCUCAUAACCUGUCUCAAGCUUUACUUGAUCGGUGUAAAACCUCAUGUGCUCUCAUGGAACAGCAUUAUGCAGACCAAACAUCAGAAUGUUUCUCUAGCCCAAGCUACUUGAGAAUAUUUUUCAUCAUCUUCAUAGUUACAUUCUUGAUUGGGUUGCUUAAAGUCCUUAUCAUUAGACAGGUGAUACUACAAUGGAACAGUAAUAAAAUUAAGUCCUCGGCAGAUUACAGGGUGUCAGCCUCAAAAAAGGACAAGUUGAUUCUGCAAAGUGUUUGCACAAGAGCAGUAACCUACCGACGUGAGAAACCUGAAGAAAUAAAAAUGGAUAUCAGCAAAUUAAAUGCUCAUGAAACUUUCAGGUGCAACUUUUAAAAGAUAAAAAGUACUUUAUGGGAAACUGGAUUUUUAGAAAUUGCUCCUAAAAAUUAUAAUUUUAGAAGUCACAGGAGGAGAGAAAUUGUUCUAGAUCAUGCUGGUUGCUGGUUGUCCACUCGAAUGAAGACUGAUAAGCAUCCUCAUCAUCAUGUGACUCACAUCGCUGCUGAAUUUUUCAGAGAAAAAUGUGUCUUACUACUGUUUGAGACUAGUGUCAUUGUAGCACUUUACUGUAAUAUAUAACUUAUUUAGAUCAGCAUAGAAUGUAGAUCAUCUGAAGAGCACUGAUUACACUUUACAGGUACCUGCCAUUCCUGCGCUUCCCAGAGAGAGACAAUGCUGUGAGAUAGUUUUGGCAUUGUGUCACUACAAGGGUACAAUAAUCCCUGCACCGAACAUGCAGAUGAAAAAAAUAAUAAGGCAGUUAUACUAAUGUUGCCAAACACUUCAACAAUUGGCAGUGAAUAGACAAGAACGGCUAGAUGAAUAAUGGUUAGUGUUCACUCAUUCAGGAGGUGAACAGAUAGAAUCUUAAUCUUGAGGGAUACUGCUUUUGAAACUGUGUAGUUUUAUGCAUGUGUGUUUAUGUUUUCUUCUUUUUACAAGAUGGAUACUAAUACCCACAUUCUCUCCUUUUUUGCCUUUAUAUUUUGGUUUUCUUUCUUACAGGAUAAGUUUAUAUGUGUCACAGAUGACUGGAUUACAUAAGUGCUAAGUUACUACUGCCAUAACAAACUAAUAAUACAAUGUCACUUUAUUAGAAUACUGGCUUUAAAAGCUGAAUAUUUAAUAAGGGACACUGUCAAGUAACAUCAAAAUCUGAACAGCUUUGUUGUUUGCAGAUGUGGAGUUUUCUAUCUUUUUACCUGGCAAACUGGAUGGAUUGUUUCACCAUUUCAUUUAUCUAAUCAUCAGGUUGAAAUUAACAAGAUAUUUGGAAACUCUGCCUCAAACAAAGUGCCACACUUUUGAAUGAGUUUUCUCAGAUAUUUUCUCCAAGUUGAUAUCAGCAUUUCUCACAUUAAAAGCUAUAUUAUUUCUGCCCUUCAGUGAAGCCUAAGGACAUUCUUUCCCUGAAUGACCUCAACCCUACUCACCAGAAUUCUAAAAGUAUGCAAUUGGAGGAGGAUAGACAAUAUCCUAGAAAUAAGCUAAUUCACCCUUUUAGUUAGUCAGGGAACUGAGGCUCAGAAAGUUUAAAUGAUUUCUCAAAAACCACCCAAGUGAUUAAGUGACAGCAUUUGAAGAGAACUUCUAUCGUCUUAUUGCCAGGCCAGUGUUCAUUGCACAGUAUCAUGCUACCUCUUAAAUCGUCAAAAUGUUCAACUGGCAAGUAUUUUUAAAUGAGAUUUACUGAAGUCUUAAGUAUAUGGGCAUGAGAAAAUUUCAAAGCAAAGCAGAAAAGAGUAAUUCAAACUGAAUCGUCCAUGACUGGCUUCCCAUCUUUCCUGCUAAUCAGCUUCUAAGAGACUGCAGCACAGCCUAACUACAGGGAAACCCAUUCACACCAUCGCCUGUGUGAACAGUGCUCCCUGGAGUUGUGCAGUGCUCAGCCCAAGAGCUUGAUACUACAGAGCCCAUAAACUUUUAUCUUCCCCAAUGGAAACUUCUUCACAAUUACCAUAUCCCUACAGACUUAUUCAGUCUGAUUUUAUUGACUAGAAGUCCAACAGUCCUGUGUGCAGUACAGAGCUUUGCCUAUGA
Messenger RNA from Ceratotherium simum simum (southern white rhinoceros), 5397 nucleotides. It is a transcript of the gene ITGB8, whose product is annotated as integrin subunit beta 8. Gene Ontology annotation, cellular component: focal adhesion; integrin complex; cell surface. Gene Ontology annotation, biological process: cell-cell adhesion; integrin-mediated signaling pathway; cell adhesion mediated by integrin. NCBI's taxonomy places the organism in Eukaryota, Metazoa, Chordata, Mammalia, Perissodactyla, Rhinocerotidae. Gene Ontology annotation, molecular function: integrin binding. The record is from RefSeq and is a predicted model, not a curated record.